AUGUCCACAACCAAAUACGAAGAAAAAAUUGAAGAACUUCUAACUGAUCCGAAUUACACCAUCAUUCCCAACGACCCUACGAAAUCAGUAGAACACGAAAUUCACACCCUUGCGAAGAAUUUAUUCAAAUUAAAAAGAAUCGACAAAAAUCAAUACCAACACAUUUCUCCUUCUAACUCAAAGAUCCCAAAAUUCUAUGGAUUACCUAAAAUCCAUAAAGACGGUCUACCCUUUCGUCCCAUUGUUGAUUUCCGAAAUUCGCCCUCUUACAAUCUGGCUCAUUUUCUAAACAGGAUCCUAAAAUGUGUCACAUCAAAAUUCCCCACGACGCUAAAAAACUCCUACGAGUUUGCAGAUAAAAUCAAGAAUUUUAUUGUCCCACCCAACCAUGAAUUGGUCUCAUUUGAUGUCACUUCAUUAUUCACACGCGUUCCAAUUCAACAAACCCUUGACUACAUCAAAAAGCGACUGGACUCCUGCAAUGAUUGGAAAGCAGUUACAAAACUGACAUCGGAAGAAGUAAUGAAAUUGAUCAAAGUAACAGUCAACUCCAACUACUUUACUCGUAAUGGGAAAAUCUACAAACAAAACGAUGGAACACCUAUGGGAAGCCCGAUUUCACCUAUCUUUGCAGAAUUCUGUCUACAAGAAUUAGAAGAGCAAUUAAUAUUGAACAAUCCGGACAUCCCUUUUUACCAAAGGUUUGUGGAUGACUCCAACGGCUGUAUCCAGGUGGGCAAGAAGGAGAGUAUCCUCCAAUCUCUCAACAGUUUUCAUCCCAGUAUACAAUUUACAUGCGAAACUGAAGAAAAUUGCAAACUACCGUUUUCGGAUGUUUUAAUAUCCCGAGAUGAAGAUGGAGCCAUUCACAGACAAGUUUAUCCCAAGCCGACCCACACUGGGAGAUACCUCAACUAUAAUUCAUAUCACCAUCCAUCCCAAAAGUUGGCCGUAAUUGAUGCCCUAAGUUAUCGAGCUUUCAAAAUAUGCGAUGAUGAAUAUUUAGAAAAUGAACUAAAAUUAAUAACAAGCUCUUUAAUGACACACGGAUAUCCGAAAAGUUUAAUCAAAGUGAGACAAGCCGUUCGCUUAAUCAACGCGUAA
Molecule: messenger RNA, 1104 nt
Organism: Folsomia candida
Lineage: Eukaryota; Metazoa; Arthropoda; Collembola; Entomobryomorpha; Isotomidae
Exons: 2
Coding region: 1-1104 (367 amino acids)
Source: RefSeq, a predicted model, not a curated record